Messenger RNA from Nerophis lumbriciformis (worm pipefish), 636 nucleotides. NCBI's taxonomy places the organism in Eukaryota, Metazoa, Chordata, Actinopteri, Syngnathiformes, Syngnathidae. The record is from RefSeq and is a predicted model, not a curated record.
AUGUCUUGGUUCAAAGCUGCGUCAAACGGCGUGGGCGACGUUUUCGAAGAGAACGCGGACGAACUUGGUAUUUCAAGCAAAGAAUGGGCGAACAACAUGAAGAGAAGAAUAAGAGACGGCUACGUGGACGGGGCUGAUGCUGGCGAGGACGCCGCGCUGGAAGUGGGCUUCAAGGAGGGCUUCCUGGAGGGAGCUGCCAAGACGGUGGCGGUCGGCCGACUCCGAGGGAUUGUUUGCGCAAUUGGCAGCUGGUACCAAGUAGAGCAUCAAGGCGAGCCCUUCCCCGACUCUGUUACGGACCUCCUUCAGCGCGUUUCGUUACAUGAAGACUCCAUCGUGACGGAAAUCAUGAAAGUCAUGGAGAAGCUCCCACCUCCCAGUGUGGACAAUGUGUUGGAGAGCAUGGAGGAGCUAGAGGUGGUGUGCCCGCCGGGCGGCUGCCAAAAAAGCAACUGUUGUAAAGCAGAGGAACAAAUGGACAACGAAUCUGCUCAGUGUUCAGCCAGCGGCGAUAGUUCCUCUCCCGACUGUGGAGCGCCGUUCAGCGAGCUGGUGCAGCGCUGCAGGGACAUUGUGUCAGAGUUCGGGCUGCCUCAGGAGCUGAUGGAGCACAUCAAUGAACUGGAGAAUAUUUAA